CAAAGAAACCCAGGACAAUGCACAGCCCACACCAUAUUCACAUUCAAGACCAAAACUGCUGCAAACCAAGCCAUCAGAUUCAGCUUAACAAUAGAAGGUAGAAAAGUAUUCGGACGUAAGCUAAUCCAGGAACCCACUUGCUGCCUGAAAUGCCAUGCAAUCAGAGGCAACCACAUGGCAGCAGACUGCCCUCAAGAACUGGACAUGUGCAGGACCUGCAGAGUCAACAACCCUGAACUAUUCUUCUGUAUCAACUGUCAAACCAACAACCAUGCAGCCUGGAGCAGAGACUGCCCCACCUUUAUCAGAAAGUGGGAAGUGAACCAAGGCCAACAAGAAGAUGCCCACUACAUCUACUUCCCCACCAACAAUCCACUAACAUGGGACACCCAUCCUGGACAGAAUGAACCAUGGCAGAACAAUGACCAGAACCAAGGCCAAUGGAACCAGCCCCAAGCCCCCAUCAAACAAUGA
Molecule: messenger RNA, 474 nt
Organism: Suillus subaureus
Lineage: Eukaryota; Fungi; Basidiomycota; Agaricomycetes; Boletales; Suillaceae
Exons: 1
Source: RefSeq, a predicted model, not a curated record